Messenger RNA from Exaiptasia diaphana, 3542 nucleotides. RefSeq names its product mucin-5AC. The record is from RefSeq and is a predicted model, not a curated record. Gene Ontology annotation, molecular function: protein binding. Gene Ontology annotation, cellular component: plasma membrane. The transcript has 7 exons. Bases 39 to 3542 code for a protein of 1167 amino acids. Lineage: Eukaryota; Metazoa; Cnidaria; Anthozoa; Actiniaria; Aiptasiidae.
AAGAGGACAACACUACACAAUUACCUAGUACCACUACCAUGGUACAACCAACUUCUGAAGGAAAUUCCACUUCACCAUUAACUGGUAGUACAACUAUGGUACAACCAUCCACUGAAGGGGCUACCACUACACCAUUACCUGGUACUACUACCAUGGUAGAACCAUCUACUGAAGGAACUUCCACCACACCAUUACCUAGUACUACCACUACCAUAGUACGGCCAUCUAGUGAAGGAACGUCUACUACACCAUUACCUGGCACUACUACCAUGGUAAGACCAUUCACUGAAAGUACAUCGGGCCAUGGAGGUCAAAUUAUGCCUUCAACAACAAAUACAGAAGAAACCAGACCUCCGCCUGCACAAACGUUCACGCCUUCAGCAACGGUUUCUAAGCAGUCUCCUGUGCAAACGUCAGAAGGAAUCGCACCUACUUCAACUGUCGGCAGUGCUUCAACAAUGACAAGCACGCAUAUUGAAAGCAGCACGGCACAGAGUAAAACAAGCAUUAUUCCACUUUAUUCAACAACGAUGGAAACGUCUACAAGUCAUGUCUCUAAUACAAACACCAUUCUUCCCACUACUAUGAAACCAUCUGACCCAGUUUCUGCAACGGCUUCUAUUCGUCCUACAAAAACUACUUUUAGCAAAGAGACUUUGAAAACAUUUUUCUCKCCAACAGUGACGUUUAGAACGUGCUCGYCAUGUGGGAGCAGGAAUUUUCGAUGUCUUCGCGGAUGUGAUUGCUUUCCAAGAAGUUGGCUCUGCGAUGGAAAUCCUGAUUGUGAUGAUGGCUCUGAUGAGACUGGCUGYCCAACAUCUCAAAGUUCUUCACCACAAGCAUCCACCUCACCAUCCUCACCUCUAUCAUCAACGAUAGCGACAUAUACCACAARAGCGACAGUUUCGCAAACAACAUCAAUGCCUCAGGUAUCACUAUGCGAGGGAAACAAAGUGUUUACUUCAUGUUUGCCUCAUUGCGAAGAAACUUGUCAUUACAUGAACAAAACAUGCAGAAGURAUUCCUUAAAUGUGGGCUGCAWUCAGGGUUGUCGGUGUCCCGAGGGAACUGUAUUCAAUGGGACUCACUGCACAAGGUCKUUUGACUGUAUGUGCUUGCAUAACGGUAGUUUUUACGAGCCUGGAUCAUCUUGGCAAAGUGGGUGCAAAACAUGUUUUUGCUGGAACAAUACWGUGCUAUGCCAGAAUAAAACAUGUCCCGUCACACCUCAAAGAUGUCAAUCUUUGAAGUUAAUUCCUGGCAAGUGCUGUCCUGUKUGUACCAGAGGAAAUGAGACUUCUGGAAGUAAGCYUUGUCCACCAUCUUGUGUCAAGUGCAAGAAUGGGGAAUGUAUAUCCAAGAACUGGGUUUGCGAUGGAGAAAAAGACUGCAAAGAAGGCGAGGAUGAACGRAACUGUACUGCCAAAGCUUGCGCAUUUCCACUGGGAGUAGCACGCUUCAGUUCACGUCUUUCUGCGUCAUCUUAUCUAUCGCCCUUGUAUAAGCCAUCYGAAGGACGCUUAAAUAAUAAGCCAAAUGUUGGUUUGUACGGCGGCAGUUGGUGCAGUAAUCCUUACAAUGAUUCCAGACCUUAUAUCCAAGUUGACCUCGGAUCGCUUGAUACCAUAACCAAAGUCGUGACCCAAGGUCAUCCCGCAUUGCAUUACUGGGUAUCUCAGUACAAGGUAUUAUACAGCGAUAAUGGCGUCAACUGGGAAAAGAUUAUAUUCAACGAUGAGGAACAAGUUUUUAAUGCCAAUAACAUYUCAAAGAAUACCACCAGCAACAAACUYCCAUAUCCAAUAACAACUCGAUACAUCCGAAUCAARCCAAUCAGAUGGAAGAACAUUCCGUGCAUGCGCAUUGAACUUUAUGGCUGCAACUCCACUAAGGCUACGKUACCACCAGUUACAGACCCAACGAAAUAUUGCCCAGAGUUCAGCUGUGACAAUGGUAGAUGUGUACCGUAUCGAUGGGUGUGUGAUGGUGGUGAUGAUUGUGGCGAUAGGUCGGACGAGCGUUGUAACGUAACGUGUACGUCCAGUCAGUUUACGUGCACUAAUGGUAAAUGCAUUGACAGCGGUUUAAUCUGCGAUGGCGAUGACGACUGUGGAGAUCGAUCGGACGAAGCAUCAUGUCAAAACGUCACUUGUGCUGAGUUUACGUGUGGCAAUAGACUUUGCAUACCAUUUAAGUAUCUGUGCGAUGGUUCGCCCGAUUGCAGCAAAGGCGAAGAUGAAGAUCAAAACUGCCCAACUCACGAGCCCAAUGUGACUUCACCUACCUCGUGCCCAGGCUUUCUCUGUAAAGACGGUUCAUGCAUUCCUAAAGAAUACCACUGUGAUCACUAUAAAGACUGUCCAUGGGGCGAAGAUGAACUAAGAUGUCCAUGUAAGAACAUCAGUGAAUGGCAGUGCYCAGAAAGCGGGAAUUGCAUUCGCAAGGAAUACGUGUGUGAUGUUUAUGUCGAUUGUCCAGAUGGUGAAGACGAACAGGACUGUCCUACUACUCAGGGUACCGUUAUACCGACCACCUCUACAGGAAAAGAAACUGUAAUAACCACGGAUACUGCUAGUACACAUAUGUCAUCUCUUACUGGCGAAACAUCACCAAUAACUGGGACAUCAAAAACGACAUUAGCAUCAACAACAACACUACCGGCAGCAGCAACAACGACAGAGAAAACACCAGCAGUAACAACAACAACGACGACGACGACAGAGACAACAACAACACCACAAGCAACAGCAACAACACUACCGCCAGCAGCAACAACGGCAGAGACAACACCAGUAGUAACAACAACAACAACAACGACGAUGACGACAGAAACAACAACAACACCACAAGCAACAACAACACUACCGCCAGCAGCAAAAACGUCAGAAACAACAACGACAGCAGCGGCAACAACAACAACGACACCAGGAGUAACAACAAUAAGAACGACGACGACGACAGAAACAACAACAACACCACAAGCAACAACAACAACAGCACUACCGCCAGCAGCAAAGACAACAACGACAGCAGCGGCAACAACAACGACAGAGACAACAACGACACCAGGAGUAACAACAGCAACGACGACAGAGACAGCAACAGUAACAACACCACCAGCAGUAACAACAACAGCAACACUACCGCCAGCAGCAACAACGACAGAGACAACAACAGCAGCAGCAACAACAACGACAGAGUCAACAACAGCAACGCCAGUAAUAACAACAACUGCAACACCACCGUCAGAAGCAGCAACGACAGAGACAACAACUUCAGCAGCAGCAACAACAACAACACUACCGCCAGCAACAGAAGCAAAAUCAACAACAACAGAGACGACAACCACAGCAACAGCAACAACAACAAUUACUACACCUACAGCACUAACACCAAUAAAAACAGCAGCAUCGAAACUACCACCAUCAACAACAGAAGAGAGACCAACGACACUACCACCAGUAACAACAGCAAGAAAAACACUUCAAACAGCAACAACAACAGAGAGAACAACAACACCACCACCCAAACUACAACAGUAG